ACCCGAAAUCACGUGACAAAACACGGAAGUGCAGAAUUUCGAAUCAAGGCACAUGACAGUCUGUAAACUUUAAGUAUGCAUAGAGGAUUUGCUUAUUGAAGGAAAUGCAUUCAAGUAUACCAUUAUGCUUAAAAUAUUUAGCAUCAUUUGUUUGAUACCUCUAACCCAAUCAGCUUUGCCUUUGGUGAUCAAUACUUGGCAUUUUGAAGAUGCAACUAGCGCAGCCUGGAGCGCACUGCAGAAAGGAGGCUCGGUGGUGGAUGCGGUGGAGAGGGGCUGCGCGCAGUGUGAGCUCGAGCAGUGUGACGGAAGCGUUGGGUUUGGCGACCACCCUGACGAGCGCGGAGAGACUACAUUGGACGCUAUGAUCAUGAAUGGAGAAACAAUGGAAGUGGGGGCAGUGGGAAACCUGCUCAGGGUUAAAAAUGCUGUGGGUGUCGCUCGAGCAGUAAUGGAAUACACAGAGCACACUUUCUUAGUGGGUGAAACAGCCUCAAUCUUUGCUGAAAACAUGGGCUUUAAAUCUGAAGACUUGUCCACUAACAAAUCAAUAACUAUUUUCUCUCAGUGGUUGCAGCACAAUUGUCAACCAAACUAUAGAAAGAAUGUUUUUCCAGACCCUACCAAAUAUUGUGGGCCAUACAAACCCAAAACCAAGCUAUGGAGGUCAAAACAUCAAAAAGGAAAAAUUGACCCUAGUGCUCAUGAUACAAUUGGAAUGGUUGUGAUUGGUAAGAAUGGACAGGUGGCUGCUGCAACAUCAACCAACGGAGCGAAUCAUAAGAUACCUGGACGUGUGGGUGAUUCACCAGUGGCUGGAGCUGGAGCUUAUGCAGACAGCACAGCGGGAGGAGCUGCUGCCACUGGCGAUGGAGACAUCAUGAUGCGUUUCCUCCCUAGUUUUUUAGCUGUUGAAUUAAUGAGAUCUGGAACUGAACCCACCAUUGCCUGCAAAACAGCCAUCUCUAGAAUCAAGAAGCACUACCCAAAUUUUUUUGGAGCUGUUAUUUGUGCCAAUACUACUGGUGGAUACGGUGCUGCUUGCAACAAGCUGCCUGAGUUCAGUCAGUUCUCCUUCAUGGUGUUCAACUCGCAGACAAACAAACCUCGACAGGAGAAAGUGGACUGUUUUUAAUGACCCAAAUCCUGAUUUUUGUUCACCUAUUUCACUUCUGUUUGUUGAUUUUUAUUGAUUGAUAUGUGUAUUAUGAUCAGCUUUAUAUGCACUAUUUUUAAAAAAUAAAAAUGUGAUUAAACUGCU
Messenger RNA from Triplophysa rosa, 1261 nucleotides. RefSeq names its product aspartylglucosaminidase (gene aga). Gene Ontology annotation, cellular component: lysosome. Bases 125 to 1135 code for a protein of 336 amino acids. Gene Ontology annotation, biological process: protein deglycosylation. The record is from RefSeq and is a predicted model, not a curated record. Gene Ontology annotation, molecular function: N4-(beta-N-acetylglucosaminyl)-L-asparaginase activity. The transcript is spliced from 9 exons. Lineage: Eukaryota; Metazoa; Chordata; Actinopteri; Cypriniformes; Nemacheilidae.